UGCAGACCCUGCGGCAGGAGGCUGACCGGCCCUAUGUCCCCCGGGGGACCCUCGAAACAGAUUUCCCAGCACCUCUGUUCAGGUGAGUGCCCCCCACGGCCCCGUGCGCCGCCUCUGCGUCCCAGGUGUCGUGGCAUUCAGUCUGGCUUCUCGUGAGUGUUUACUCUUCAGUCCAGGCACCUCGGUGCUCUACCCUCGCCCUGCCUCACCCCAUCCUGACCUGGCUGCUCCCCGCACCUCCUGCCCCCGCCUGCUCCUGGUACUGCCCUCCCCGCCUGCGGCCAGAGCAGGGUGUGCGUGAGCACCGCUGGCCAGGGGUCCGCUGUAGGCAGGGGCACAGCCUGGUGGUGACUGGGUCUCUCCAGGAGCCUCCCGCAGCAGCUCUCACAGAACCAGGCUAGGCUUCUGCGACCCUAAACCACUGAGAUUGACUCUCUCCCAGGUCUGGAAGCCGGAAGCCAGAGAUCAAGGGGGUCUGCAGGGCUGGUUCCUUCCGGGGCCUGAGGGAGCAGCUCUGCUGGGCCUCCCAGUUCUAGCGCCUUUCUGGUUGUCCUCGGCACCCCGAGGACAGGUCACCUCGAUCUCUGCCCCAGCGUCACAUGGCCUCCGUGUCCAGGCUCCCCUUCCAAGGACACCAGGCCCCACACGAGGGCCAGCCCAGCCCGAGGCCCACAGCUUAGCAACAGUGUCUGCUGAGCUCCCCAGGGGGAUGCUUGAGACCAGGAGGGCGUGGAUUUGGGGAGCCCUCUCAUCCCGGCGGACUGGCUAAGGCACCGUAACGGGGGACUGUGCAGCUGUAGGAAGAGUGGGGUGUGCCCCUGGGCCGCCCCGCCGCAAGCCGCACGUCCGUCCUGCGCAGUGCCCGCCCCGGGGUGGGGUGCAGGGGCCGGGGGCACACGUGCGCUCUCUUAAAGGGCAGGAAGGCUCUGGGUCGUGGACCGAGCAGGCAUCGACUGGGGUUUCUUCCAGGUCUAACCUGCUGCUCCCAGAGGCCCACCUCCCACUAUCACGUUAGACUGGCGGCCUUUCGUUUCACAAAUGCUGUGCACGUCGGGGCUCAGAAGUAUUCCCUUUGCUAGGACAGGGGACCCAGGAUCGUGGGCGCGUGGCAAAGCCAGUGUGUGUCAGGUUCCCAAGACCGAUGUUCCAGAACCUUCCACGCUCACCCCACCCUCAGUGAGAUGCAUGGGUUUCCAGUUUUCCAUGAUCUCUGGACCACGCAGGGCGCAGGUCCAAAGAGCCUGUGGUCAGCAGCGCCCCCAACUGCCGGGGCGAAGGGCCCGCUGGACCCUCUGCAGGGCACUGGUGCUCCUGGCAGGCCUUCCGGAAGGAACGGCCAGUGAGGUUUCUGCCCGAUGAGGUCCCUGCGGCUUGAGCAGCUCUGGGGGUGUCUUUCACUUCUCAGCUUUCCUUUCCGCUUCUGGGGUUUUCCCUGUCAUUUUUAACAGUACCACACAGCGACUUGGUUUUCAGAUUUUAUUUCCGAGUUCUCGCCACACCCAGCAUGGGGCUCAAACUCACGACCCCGAGAUCAAGUCGCACGCUCCCCCGACUACACCACCGGGCACUCCCAUCUCUGCACCGCAGUCCCGUUGCCUACACUGGUCCCAGCUGCCCCAGGGCCUCUGGACACCCACUGGCCCUGGACAGCUGCGGCCUCCCUGGGAAAGCCGUCCUAGUGCCCUGCCUAGGACAGGUCUGGUGGCAGAGGCCUCCUGCCGUAGGUGCACCCUCCCCCCACCACCCCGUGUCCCUGGGGGGAUGGACCAGAAGUGUUGAACAAGGAGAAGGUUUAAUGCGGGGCAGGGGGAGGUGUUGGAGGGAAGCAGGCCACAGGACUCAGCGCCCGCACUCCUCUGCCUGCCAGGGCCAGGGUGUGCAUGCCAGCAGUGCAGGGCAGCGGAGGCCCCCAGCCAGGCUCAGCCUCUGCUGCCCUCACCCCCCCAGCGAUGACUAUCUGUCCCUGGAGGGUCCCCGCUGGACACCGGCCAUCAGGCAGGCAGUGCGCUGGAAGUACGCCCCCAUGGGACGCGACGCAGCGGGCCAGCCGUGGUACACCGGCCUGACCAACUCUGAGUCUCGGGAAGCCUGGUACACGCUCCCGCGGGCCCUGGACAGCCCGUACCGGGAGGCCUACGCCCGCUGGCACGGCUGUCACAGCCACUGGGAGCGAAGCAUGCCCUCAGCCUACACCCAGCGCCUCCGGGAGACCGCCUGGUACGACCCUGUCCUUCCUGCCCAGUACAGGGUCCCCAGCACGCGGUGGGGGAGCGUGCUGUGGACAGACAGACCUUUCCGAGGCAAGGAAUACGUGGUCACCAGGCACCAGUACCAGGCGGAGCCGCCAUGGCAGGGGUCUGACUACGUGCCGCUCCUGUCGGCACCCCAGCGCCCGCGCUACACCACGCAGAACCACAGGCGGUGGGACCUGGAACCCUACUGCCCCUCCACCAACCAGCGGCCCCCACCCGUCUACACACCCAUCCACUGAUAAAGUUCAUGCUGCC
Messenger RNA from Enhydra lutris kenyoni (northern sea otter), 2507 nucleotides. It is a transcript of the gene TEKTIP1, whose product is annotated as chromosome unknown C19orf71 homolog. The coding region runs from base 1505 to 2491 and encodes 328 amino acids. The transcript is spliced from 3 exons. The record is from RefSeq and is a predicted model, not a curated record. NCBI's taxonomy places the organism in Eukaryota, Metazoa, Chordata, Mammalia, Carnivora, Mustelidae.